Penaeus vannamei (Pacific white shrimp) is the source of this 3390-nucleotide messenger RNA. Lineage: Eukaryota; Metazoa; Arthropoda; Malacostraca; Decapoda; Penaeidae. The record is from RefSeq and is a predicted model, not a curated record.
CUGAAUGUGUACUGUUUAUAUUUUGCGUAGUUGGUCAUUUGGCAACUCAUAGUCUCCUAGCUCCUCAUAUGGCUAAUCAUUUCCGUUGUGUUGACGUUUUCAAUAUACAUAUUCUGCAUGUGGUCCAAAUUAACACAAUUGCGACGGAAAUAUCACUGAAGAACAAAACAAAAACAACUAUUUACUAAAGUUGCCUUUCUCUUCUGUAUCAUUAAAUUCACAAGUAGAAGAAUGGAUUUUUUUAACAGAUCACGUUAGAAACCAAGAAAGAAUACAAUGUGCCCAAAGAAAUGAUAGGUAAUAAACGGAAAUCUCUAUACAUCAUCGCGAUAAAUGUUUUGACCCCGCGACCUCCAGUGUUGACAAACAUGUCGGAGGGGACACGGAGGGAGGCUGGAAGAGAGAGCUUUUCGAGUCUUUUUCUCCCUCCAGAAGAAUCGCAACGUGAAAAUGAGCCUCCCAACACUAAUAACCAAAGGGACUCAGAUAUCCCCAACGAGUAUGGCAAUACAAGUAUUGACUCGGAAAGCAGUGAUUACAGAGUACUUCAUGAAGAACAAGAGCAAACACAGACAUCCUUUUGCCCGAUAUCAUCAAGCUGGGAGAUGAACUAUCAUGAGGCUGCAAUAUUCUUGGAAGAAGGAGAAAACAAUGACAAAUUCAAUAGCCACCCCCGCGACCGCAAUGCCCUGCCAGCUUACCUCGUAACACACAACCAUUGGUUCUAUUCCCUCGAUUUAGCAGCUGCUUUACUCCUCAUGUCUCUGGCAGUCAUAGAGCAGCCAGCAGUGUUUGAGGGAGUUCCUGUUGGAGUUCAUGGAUCCAUAGAACUUUUUGGUCUCUUUCUUGUUGGCAUAUCUAUUGUCAUGCAGCUCAGAUGGCUCGGCCUGCGAACCUUCGUCCAACAUAAGCGUUCAGCCGUGAAGAGUGUGACAUGGGUUGUCAUGAUAAUUGAAGCAGUAGCAGUAAUAGUCCGAAACACAAGCCAUUUUCGCGUCACACGAGCUCUGCGUCCUAUCUUCUUUGUGGACAGCAGAUACCUAGGUGGUGUCCGAAGAUUUCUGAGGCAGAUACUUCAGUCAGUUCCACCGAUCCUUGAAGUACUGGGAAUUCUGUUAUUUAUCCUCAUUAUUUUCACCACACUAGGAUUCUACCUCUUUAGCCCGGACCAGAAAAAUCCCUAUUUCACUACAUUCCAUCAGGGAUUCGUGUCCCUCUACGUACUCCUCACCACAGCAAAUUUUCCAGACGUGAUGAUGCCGGCUUAUGCCAAGAGCCGAUGGAGUGCUGCUUUCUUCAUCGCAUUCCUCGCCAUCAACUUAUAUUUUCUUAUGAAUUUGAUGCUUGCCGUGGUGUUUGUGGUCUUCAGUGACAUUGAGAAAGACAAGUUCCGCAAGCUCCUACUCCACAAGAGAAAGGCCUGCCAGUAUGCUUUCCGCCUGCUGGUCACACGAUCCCAGCCAACGCACAUUCCCUUCCGGCAUUUCCAUGGCCUCAUCAAGUUCUUCCGACCCCAAACCAGUUGGCGAGAUGCUUACCUGGCAUUUAAAUCCCUGAACCGCACGGAAACAGGCCUGCUGAACCUUUCUGAAUUUUACAAUAUAUAUGAUAUUUGUGAGUUCAAAUGGAAACCCUGCCAGUCUGCCGACCCUUGGUUCAUUGACCUUCCAAAUCCUCUCCGGGGAUGUUGCUUCCUCAUCCGUCGGCUUGUGAUGUGGAAAUGGUUCGACUUUUUCAUAUAUAUAGUAAUUAUUUCCAAUGCCCUUGUGCUGUUGGUGAAGACGAUAAUGUUAUCUGCAAGUGGUGAACCAAUAUCAUAUGAUGUCCAUGUGUCCUGGGACCAAGUAGCUUUCGUAGCUUUCUACACCUUUGAGGCCAUUCUCAAAAUGAUUGGUCUUGGAGUUUCCGCCUACUUUCACCUCGGCUGGAACAUCUACGACUUCCUGGUGACCUUGCUGGCCAUCAUAGGGAUCAUCGCAGAACGCUUUUCGAGUUCCUUCUUCUAUGUUGUGAUUCUGCGACCUCUGAGGCUUCUAAGACUCUUCAGAAUGCGAAAGAGAUACAGGGACGUCUUCCAAACUCUGGUGAUUCUGUUGCCUAGAGUUAUGUCAGCCAUUGUCGUCAUCAUUAUCACAUAUUAUUUCUUUGCUAUAAUUGGCAUGGAACUCUUCUCCCAGUAUGAUAUGAAGAACUGCUGCAUUAACACAACAGUUGAGCAGUUUUAUAAGGAUGACAAUACAACGGUGUACAUCAACUAUUACUAUCUCAACAACUUUGAUGACCUCUUUAAGGCAGGAGUUACAUUGUUUGAGCUGACAGUUGUUAAUAACUGGUUCAUCAUUAUGGAAGGUUACGCAGCUGUAGCCGGCGAAUGGUCACGACUGUUCUUUAUGGUGUUCUACUUGGUAAUGAUGGUCGUUAUGUCUGUUGUUGUUGCCUUCAUCCUCGAGGCAUUUACCUUUAGGAUGCAGUACAACCAGGCUGUACAGGAGGAUAAAGAUGAUGAUGAGGAUAAAGUGCACAUCUUCGUUGGACUGUCAAAAGAAGAGCUGCGCUUUGUAUACAGCAGACCAGACGACACUUUGACCCUUCAGCAGUACACAGCUGCUCUUGAAACAGAGGGUAUUGUGAGAUACGAAGGCACCCGCAGGAGAACACGAGUUGUCCUCCAGCGGCGCAUGUACCGUGAUGAGAUCCCUGGAUGGCUACUGGAGGCAGAACAGCAAGAUCGCACAGCCACAGGGAACCCCAUAAGUCAUCCCACUCUCACAAGUCACACCCUCCCUGUCAGCAUUGAAGCUCGGCAGGGACAGUCAAACACCCCCUCCCAGACCCCGCCAUCCUUCUUUGGUACGCUCAACAGCAAUGGCCUUGCUGACAACGAGAGCUCUGACACGUGAUGAAACAGUCUUCUCUAGGGUAAUUGGGAAUAGUUGUUAGAGGUGCCAAGUUCACUUCUUUAUUUUCGUCUUUGUGUUUUUGUUUACUGAUUUUUUAAGAAUUUAAUGCGUUUUAAGAAAUUUGUUUUAUGUACAGUUACCUAUAUAUUUAGAAUUUAUUGAAAUUUAAGGGAUUUGUUCUGCUAUUGAAGUAAAGUGAAAGAUGUAUAUUUCACCACCCAGGUAUUACAGUAAGGAUUUUAGACAUUACUCGAUAGAAGAAUUUUCCUUCAGCUGCGUCUUGGCUUAAAUUAUAUGAAUAAGAAUGGGUGAAAUAAUUAUAUUUGUUCCUCUUUUUCUAUCUAACUACAGAUAUAGCUUGCUUUGAAAGAAAGCUAAGUUGGUAAUUUCUCUGUUUCUUUCUAUUUCUCUCUAUUUUUCUCUUCCUUUCUCUAUCUCAGUCUUUCUGCCUCUUUCUUUCUCUUUCUCUCUUCCUUUCUCUAUCUCAGUC